Molecule: messenger RNA, 870 nt
Organism: Oncorhynchus kisutch (coho salmon)
Lineage: Eukaryota; Metazoa; Chordata; Actinopteri; Salmoniformes; Salmonidae
Product: out at first protein homolog
Exons: 4
Coding region: 1-426 (141 amino acids)
Source: RefSeq, a predicted model, not a curated record
AUGGUGCCAGUGAAGGUCAGGGCAGGUCAGGAUGUGAGGAUUGGGAGAGCUCUGAUCCUGUGGGAGCCAGAGCGUGGCCAGAACCAAUACCAGGUGCUGUGCUUCAUCUCACGGCUCAAUCACCACCAGAUCACCCCCACUGAGUCCAUGGCCCGCCUCAGACAGAGGAACCCCAACUUGGUCCGCAGGGCAGAGGAGAGGUGUGGGGUGGAACACCUCCACAUGGACAUGGUGGUGAACAUGAGUCGUGCAGGGCACCUCAACACACUCAUCCACAACGUGUGUAAGGAGGCACACGAGGGGUCUUAUACCCAGACAGUCGACACCAAGCAUUGGCUGGAUAAAGAGGCCAUUGAAUUUGAGCCCCUGCCCCAAACAGCAGAUGCCCCUGGUCUGCAGCGAUGCCCCUCCACUCUGGAUCUGUGACAGCCCUGUGUCUGCAGUUAUUGCCUGCGUCUGGAGUGGCUCCCCUGCCUGCUCAAAUACUGCCGCAGCCGGUUGGACGUGGCUGGAAGGGCCAACCCCUAUAAGUGUUGCAUCAGGAGCUACAGCAAGGGCUACCGCUUCGACUACUUCGUCCCCCAUAGAAAGCUCUGCCCAUGGGACGAGGAGACCUAAAGCAGCUUGUUUGGCUCCUGGUUCUUUCCUAGAAGGCGUUUAGCCUACAUUGCAUGUCUAGACUGAGCAAGUCAGGGAAUUCACGUACAGUUGAAGUUGGAAGUUUACAUACACCUUAGCCAAAUACAUUUCAACUCAGUUUUUCAGAAUUCCUAACAUUUCAUUCUUGUAAAGAUUCACAAUCUUAGGUCAGUUAGGCUCACCACUUUAUUUUAAGAAUGUUAAAAUACAGAAUAAUAGUGGAGAGAAUGA